Mustela erminea (ermine) is the source of this 4938-nucleotide messenger RNA. RefSeq names its product ssemaphorin 4F (gene SEMA4F). NCBI's taxonomy places the organism in Eukaryota, Metazoa, Chordata, Mammalia, Carnivora, Mustelidae. The record is from RefSeq and is a predicted model, not a curated record. The coding region runs from base 1193 to 3199 and encodes 668 amino acids. The transcript is spliced from 15 exons. Gene Ontology annotation, biological process: neural crest cell migration; negative chemotaxis; semaphorin-plexin signaling pathway. Gene Ontology annotation, molecular function: semaphorin receptor binding; chemorepellent activity.
CAUUCCCUUUAUCAUCGUUUAUAUCUGCCUGCAACCUUUUUGCCCUGCUGGUAGCCCUCUUCUCCCUAACCCACUUCCCAGGCCUCUCACAGCUCUGACAAAACUCCCAUUCUCUGGACCAUGAUCCAUCGUAACCCUCUUAACUCCUCAGCAUUGCCUGCUCUCUACUCGUUCCCUACGCUGAACGUUGGGAAACCGUUCAGUGAGUUGAUUUAAAAUUCUGUUUAAAUGAUUUCUAAAAUCUUCAGAAGGAGAAAAAAAAAAAAGGAAGGAGAUGAGGAAGAAGGCAGAGGAUGCCACAAGGUUAAAAAUGGUCAUUGGAGUGAUUCACACUUUAAUGGCUUUCUGCUGAGGUGGGCGUGAGCAUGGCCACUGACCUUGUUUUCUUCUCCGUGGACAAUGAGUGUUAGCUUCCUGUGCAGACAGAGCUAGUGAAGCUGAAAGGACAACCUAUUGGCAAAACCUCAGAAGUGGGCAAUAGUAGUGUAGAGUCUGAACUUCAGACUAGUGACAUUUAGGGUUGCUAUGAAUCCAGAAGACAAACUUGUGGUCAGAGACUGGGGAUUUGUCUGUGCUCAAGCAAUAGCCACAAGAUAGAAUGGAGGUUGCCUGGCUGGGUUGAUAACCAGAAAUUCAGAGAAGUCUAGAUAGCAGAGUGAAAUGGAGCUGGGGAUAUGCAGGGAAUUUGGGUGUUCCAGGACUUAAAAUGAGCAUGAGAGUAUAGCCAGGUACAGCAUAGACAUGAAUUUGGGUGUGGGAGGAUGGGGUGGGUGGGGCCCCAUACAUCAGCACAGCUAGGAAUGAAUGGCUUGGAGCCAUUCUGUCUUGAGGGUGGCUGAGAGGGCAUAGCACGUAGAGCUGUGUUGGUGCAGGGUAAGGGCCCCAGAGUGAGCUAAGAAGGUAAAUUCAUGCUAACUUAUUUGUCAUCAUCUUUAAAUGAUACUAAGUUUAGCUUUGGCUCAAAUGGAGCACAUGCCUAGGUGAGGGAAGUGAUGCUCAGGGCAAGUAACUUACUCAAGAUCAUACAGCUGAGGCGGACUCCUAUCUCACCCGGUUCACUGUCCCUCAGACAUAUAAUUACUCUGUCCUCCUUGUGGAUCCUGCUUCCCAUACGCUUUAUGUCGGCGCCCGGGACACCAUCUUCGCUUUAUCCCUGCCCUUCUCAGGGGAGAGACCCCGCAGGAUUGACUGGAUGGUGCCUGAAGCCCACAGACAGAACUGCAGGAAAAAAGGCAAGAAGGAGGACGAAUGUCACAAUUUUGUCCAGAUUCUCGCCAUUGCCAAUGCCUCUCACCUCCUCACUUGUGGCACCUUCGCUUUUGAUCCGAAGUGCGGGGUUAUUGAUGUGUCCAGUUUCCAGCAGGUUGAAAGACUUGAGAAUGGCCGGGGGAAAUGUCCUUUUGAGCCAGCUCAGCGGUCAGCAGCUGUAAUGGCUGGGGGCGUCCUCUAUGCUGCCACUGUGAAAAAUUACCUGGGGACGGAGCCGAUUAUCUCCCGGGCUGUGGGUCGCACGGAGGACUGGAUUCGGACAGAGACCUUGCCCUCCUGGCUUAACGCCCCAGCCUUUGCUGCAGCCGUGGCCUUGAGCCCAGCAGAGUGGGGGGAUGAAGACGGAGAUGACGAGAUCUACUUCUUCUUUACGGAGACUUCCCGAGCAUUUGACUCGUAUGAGCGCAUUAAGGUCCCACGGGUGGCCCGUGUGUGUGCGGGAGACCUUGGGGGCCGGAAGACCCUCCAGCACAGAUGGACGACCUUUCUGAAGGCUGACCUACUCUGUCCAGGCCCUGAGCAUGGCCGGGCCUCCAGUGUCCUGCAGGACAUGGCCAUUCUCCGACCUGAGCACGGAUCGGAGACCCCCAUCUUUUACGGCAUCUUUUCCUCCCAGUGGGAGGGGGCGGCCAUCUCUGCUGUCUGUGCCUUCCAACCCCAAGACAUUCGGACAGUGCUGAAUGGUUCCUUCAGAGAGCUGAAACAUGACUGCAACAGGGGACUGCCUGUCAUGGACAACGAUGUCCCCCAGCCCAGACCUGGAGAGUGCCUCACCAACAACAUGAAGCUCCAGCAGUUUGGCUCAUCACUCUCCCUGCCUGAUCGUGUGCUCACCUUCAUCCGGGACCACCCUCUCAUGGACCGGCCAGUAUUUCCAACCGAUGACCAUCCCCUGCUCGUCACUACAGAUACAGCCUAUCUCCGAGUUGUGGCGCAUAGGGUGACCAGCCUCUCAGGGACAGAGUAUGAUGUGCUGUACCUGGGGACAGAGGAUGGACACCUCCACCGAGCUGUGCGGAUUGGAGCCCAGCUCAGCGUCCUGGAGGAUCUGGCCUUAUUCCCAGAGCCGCAGCCAGUUGAGAGUAUGAAAUUGUAUCAGAAUUGGCUCCUGGUGGGCUCCCGAACCGAGGUGACACAAGUGAACACCACCAACUGUGGCCGUCUCCAGAGCUGCUCAGAAUGCAUUCUGGCCCAAGACCCUGCCUGUGCCUGGAGCCUCCGGCUGGGUGCGUGUGUGGCCCAUGCUGGCGAGCAUGGCGGGCUGGUCCAAGACAUAGAGUCGGCAGAUGUGUCUUCUUUGUGUCCCAAAGAGCCGGGAGAACGCCCAGUAGUGUUUGAAGUUCCUGUGGCUACAGCGGCACACGUGGUCUUGCCAUGUUCCCCAAGUUCGGCAUGGGCGUCCUGUGUGUGGCACCAGCCUGGUGGGGUGACUGCACUUCCCCCCCGGCGGGACGGGCUGGAGGUGGUAGUAACCCCAGGCGCCCUGGGUGCUUACGCCUGCGAAUGUCAGGAGGGGGGCGCGGCCCGUGUGGUGGCUGCUUAUAGCUUGGUGUGGGGCAGCCAGCGGGGUCCCCCAAGUCAGGCCCACACAGUGGGUGCUGGACUGGCCGGCUUUCUCCUGGGGGUUCUUGCAGCAUCGCUGACUCUUCUUCUGAUUGGCCGGCGUCAGCAGCGACGGCGACAGAGGGAGCUUCUGGCUAGAGACAAGGUGGGCUUGGAUCUGGGGGCACCCCCAUCUGGGACCACAAGUUACAGCCAGGACCCUCCCUCGCCUUCUCCCGAAGAUGAGCGGCUGCCCCUGGCCUUGGCCAAGAGGGGCAGUGGCUUUGGUGGCUUCCCUCCACCCUUCCUGCUCGAUCCUUGUCCGAGCCCAGCCCACAUUCGGCUUACUGGGGCUCCUCUAGCCACAUGUGAUGAAACGUCCAUCUAGGGCAAGUGACUGCUAGUGCACAGGUGACCACUGGAGGGGGAUGACCAUUGAGAUGCUGGGGGUACUGAGCCUGGAAGAUGGUUAUGGGCUAUGAGUUCUCUUGGUCUUUGCAUCAUCACUUAGACUUCCAUGUCUGCCCUCUCAGGGCCUGGCUGGGCUCGAGGCCAGGCCUGUGCUUGAUCUCCUGAUUCUCAUGAGAGAUCAGAGCUGCUGUCUCCAGUGAAUCAGGACUUUUCCCACUUCUGCCCUCCGAACCGCUGCAACUCCUUCAGCCUUGGCUCCCUAUCUUGGGCCCGUUAGUUUGAGGUUGGGGAAUGGGCCGUAGCUUUGACAUUGCCUUCUGGUGGGCCCUGGCUGGAAGGAAGAGCGCUAGAGGCGGUGGGGGCUAGUGUGCAUUAAGUUCCUUUGUUCAUUCUCUUAGUUUAUGGGAUUCUCUGUGGGGAGUGCAUGAUCCCCAUGUUGCAAGAUGAAAUCUCUGCCCUGAGAUGUCCCCCAACCCAGUUGUCCUUCCAUGAAAGUGAGUGUCAGUAUGCAGGUGUUUGUGGAAGGCCUGGCCACAUGUGCAUGCAGGACUGGGCUGGUACUCAGGUGUACCCCUGGGGGUCAGACCCAGUGCUCAGGUAUAUCCCGGGGGGGCAGGUGGGGAAAGGUGGGAAUGAGGCAUUGCCUGCAGAACUUCAGACCCUGUAGCCAGUGAAGGAAUGGCUUUCCUUUCUAAAAAGAAACAAACCACCACCUGGGCCCCAUCACCUAUAACCCUUCUCUUGAGUAGUGGAAAAACUCCCAAAGUGACCUUUUGGGCGGGCGGGACAGUGGUACGCGUGACCCAGUCAUUCUUUGUUUUUGCCUCCCGGCUGCCACCACUGCCACACACAGCUGUUCUUUCUCUUUGGCUCCCGUUAAAAAGACUUCACAACCUUCUAAGUAUUAAGGGACAACAAAAGGGGAACAGUCAUAGGAAAUACAAGUUGCAUAAAAAUAGGUUUGUAUCAGUGACUUUACUCAGGUUGACACCCUUGCCCUAAGUCAGAAGUUCUCCACCUGGGGUCCAUGGACUCCCUGUAAUCGUAUGCAAAAUGUUGUCGGUACAUGUGAGUCUGUAUUUUUAUGGGGAAUGGGGUGGGUGGGUAUGGUUUUCAUCAGCUUCUCAAGGCCUUAACCAGUUAAAGGACUAUGCCUCGAGGUCGCCACCCAGUGGUCAAGAUGAGGGAGUGCCAGUGAGCGGCAGUUCUUCCAGCCCUACCAUCCCGUUCCCUGUGGUCAGCCCUGGGACUCGCAGCUGCUGGAUGCCCUCUUGUUUCUCCGGUUCUUGGAAGCUGGGCUCUGCGUGUAUUUGAAGAUACUAUCAACUCCUACCAAACAUAAAGACCUCUUCCUGCUUCACAGCUCCCAGUUGCUCUAGGCUUCUCCUGCUCGGUUCUGGUCUUGGCCCGUGUAUGUGCCUCGUUCAUCCCUGGUGAGGGACCUCCCCCCACACCCCCCCGAGCUCCAGUGAAUGAUCCAACCCCUCCCAGUUGAAGUUUUUGGCUCUACUCUCCUUGGCAGCAACCUGUGAACUAUUCAAAAGAGUCCCCUUGGGUUUGGAAUUACCUAAUAUGUGUAUGAUUUUCAGCAAGUGAUCUAAUGUAGGAACACUGGUUUGUUCAGCUGUAAAGUGGGGAUAGUAAUACCUACCUCGGGGUUGCUGCAAGGAUUGAAUGGGAAGACAUGUAAACAAUAAAGCAGUGUCUACACCAGUA